Messenger RNA from Sorex fumeus (smoky shrew), 696 nucleotides. It is a transcript of the gene CUNH9orf152, whose product is annotated as chromosome unknown C9orf152 homolog. The transcript is spliced from 2 exons. The record is from RefSeq and is a predicted model, not a curated record. Bases 1 to 696 code for a protein of 231 amino acids. Lineage: Eukaryota; Metazoa; Chordata; Mammalia; Eulipotyphla; Soricidae.
AUGAAGGGUUCGCCCUGCCCUUGUCCUGCCCUGCCCAACUUCUGGCUGCUGGGGUCCCGCUUCAUGGCAGAAGGCCCCGGGACCCCAGCCCUGGGGAACGGCCCCCGGCUCAGUAUCCCACUCCUGAGAGCCCAGUACGAAGGGCAGCGGCGGCAGCAGCGGGCACAGGUGCACAUGGUGGUUCUCCCGACAGGGAGCCGUGCGCCUGCUCCGGGUGAGUCCAUGGUCAGCGCUGUCUGGAUCAACAAGGAGAGAAGGCUCUCUCUGCCCCCCGAGGAGGGGCACCCCGAGGCCGACAGAGCCUGCCCCCAGAUGCCUGGUUCCCCCUGGCGCACACACCUAGAGAUGCAUCGUUUCGCACAAGCCUUCCUCCAAGAAGCCAACCAUGAAGCACAACACCAGGACCCGCUCACGGGGUCUGAGCCCAGGCCGCCUCAGCACGGAGCCCCGAGGCGUGAACACCCUCGGGUGACAGAGCAGGGGACAAAGACCCACGAGGCGGCCCAGAGCACCUGCCAGGUGGACGGGCCCCCAGCCGAGGCUGAGGGAAGCGGCCUCCACCUGGGCCUGCAGUGUCUGCCUUCCCUAAGGACUGCACCCAGGUCUGGAAAACCUGCUCACUACCCCUUCCCCCAGCGGAAAGCACCCCGGAUCUCCCAGGCAGCGCGGAACCUGGGCUUAUACGGCCCUGUAUGA